Puccinia graminis f. sp. tritici CRL 75-36-700-3 is the source of this 4198-nucleotide messenger RNA. RefSeq lists its product as uncharacterized. The transcript is spliced from 10 exons. Gene Ontology annotation, biological process: cytoskeleton organization. The coding region runs from base 45 to 3884 and encodes 1279 amino acids. NCBI's taxonomy places the organism in Eukaryota, Fungi, Basidiomycota, Pucciniomycetes, Pucciniales, Pucciniaceae. The record is from RefSeq and is a predicted model, not a curated record. Gene Ontology annotation, cellular component: cytosol.
CCAGAAAAACCAGCACACAACCACACACACACAUCACUAAUAGGAUGGCCAACAAGAACCAACAACCCCUUCGACUGCAAACCUCAUUCGAAACGAGCAGCACAAAAUCAGCACCAGAACCUAACUCAGCCACACCUGUCUUCGACCAACAACCUUACACCAAUCCUGUCUUCCUCAACCGCCGAUCAUCAAGCGUCGCCCUAGCCUUUGCCACCCAUCCCCCUUCAGAAAAACCUUGGCAUGGCGGGCCAGGCAGGACUACCGUCAGCGGCGGAGGAGGACCCCAGGGCAGGGAUAUCAUCGACACCAACCUCAACUCACUCAACCUCAACAACCAAAACUCAAAAUCUGACGAACUGAUCAAUCAGCAUAACCCAAACCAACCAAACGGACCUCCAAUCAGUCACAGCGAGAUCAAUAACACUCAUAUCACACUCAACCAACUCAAACUCAACAAGCCUGCAAACAAGGAACGCCCAAUGGUCUACGAUUUCCCGUCAACUCAUUCUCAUCCUCCUCACAUACCCACUCCCCAUCAACCCGAUCAUCAAGUCCCUGGUAUCGACUGUGAUUCAUUGACGAAUGAACUCGACGAAUUCUACUCUUACGUCGAAGUCCCUGGCGUCUUGGAAGGUCGGGACACUUGGGAGUUCGAUCCUCAAUCUAACCCUCAACAGCCCAACCAUGGCUCAGCUCAUCAGAAACCCGGCUCAACUAAGACCUGGCGUGAAUGGUCUCGUGAGAAGACCAAGCUCGAACUGGAUUGGGUUCAGGCUUCAUCGACCGUCCAGAAGAGUUAUAUCAUCCAUCUACUCGACCGACUAGAAGAUAAAGAUCCUGAGAUUCGAUUCGAUGCCGCAAGGAAGAUACUCUACAUCGCCCAAGGUACCUUUGCUCACUCUACCUCCACCGAACAUCACGUCCAACUCGUCAUUCAAAACGCUCAACUACUGAGAGAGGCCGGCGCACUCGAAGCUAUCUUUGUCGCUCUCAAAGGCGUCGGCGGUCGGCACGACUGGAUUAGUAGUCUACCUGAAGCUCCGGACCCCAACUCAUCAUUUUCCCCAACUGGCCCCUACUUGGAUGCUCAUGAUCGUCAAGCGUUCCUAGAGGAGAUCAAUGGCGAACUGGCCAUCCAUCUCGCCGUUCUCUACUUCAUGGUCGAAGUCUUCAGGGGCGAUGACACCUGGGGCGAAGAAUUGAUGGGCUUAGACCCUCCUCUACCGAUCUAUAUGCUCGGACUAGUAGCUGGUCUUCGCGAGAAAAAUGCAAAGGGUUACCCAGUCAAAAAACUUUUACUUUUACUAUGGAAAAGCAUGCUUGUCACUCUGGGUGGUAUGAACGAUGUAGACCGUGUCAAGAAGAUGGUCCGAUCCAUCGAAAGCUUACCACCCAAUCAAUCUACUCCUUCAAGCUCUUUCAAAGUCUCCCCACUCGACUUUUACACCUUCAGAAAAGAAAUCAUCACCAAAUAUCCCACCUAUGUUUCACCAGACGUAUCCGAAAUCUAUCUUGCUCGACUCGCCGCCGCCGCCGCACCCACCCCCAUCCGACCCAGUGCUAUGUACCACCCCGCCAAUUCGACCAUCCCACACGACCCAUCUGGCCAGAUCAAAGUCUUACCCAACAACAACCUUCAACCUGGUACACCCGCUCCCUCUCCACCACCAUCCCCCCAGCAGAAACUCAAGAAGCAACAGUUUCAAACCGAUCAAACACGACCUUUCGUCUUGCCCUUUUCUACUGCCAAUGCCAAACUGAGUAGUAAUGGUGUACCAUCCCUUGUCCCCCGAAGCAUCGAUGAGGCAGGUGAACUGUACAUGAGCCAUCUCAGAAUUAGUACUGAGCUUUGGCAAACCUGGAAGGUUCGAGAGGAGUUUAUGGCUGAUGAAUCUGGGUUGGCCAAAGUUGAAGCCUGCGCUGAAGCUAAUUCAAAUAAAUCACCCGAACGAGAUCCGAUGCAGAACAUCACCAACAGAAUGUCAUCUAUGACCAUGGACCAAGUCACAUCCUUCCCUACAAAUAUCGAUGAUCGGCCGCCACUCCCUGAUUCCUUACAAAUGCUGAUCGAGUUGGAAGAACGGAUUUGGUGCGAUUUUGCUACUGCUGAGCAGUUGAAUGAUCAUGAAACCGCUCAAAAGUUGAAACAAGAUGCAUUAGAUACUCGAAGACUCCAGCGCGUCGAGCUGCUGUAUCGAAGCAUCCUCCCCCAAAUGCAAAGCGCCGUGAUCGUCCUCCUAAAGCUGCUGUUAGCCACCGUAACAGCAAACACCAAUUCAAAUAACUCAAAUGAGUCUGAGCCACAAAAGCCGCCCCCGACGAUCGAAGAUAUUGAUAUUCUCAGACAUCGCGAGAUCACUUCCAAGGCAGUUUCGGCUAUCUUGAUCUUAACACUCAAAUGGUUCAAGGCCUCCCACGUCAUGAAGUUUCACUAUUUGGCUCAGCUGUUGGUUGAUUCAAACUGUCUUCUAUUGAUCUUGAAAAUGUUUGGCUUGCAAGAGGUUGCAGUCCAAGUUAAAACAAAAAAUGAAUGUGAGGACUACAACUUCUUCCGGUAUUGUGCCUUGUACGGCUCCCGCUUUCCAACUGAACCAUGUCCUCAGGAGUCUCCUCUCCAGCGAAACCCCACUCCUCUGGUCACAAGAUCGGCUCGGUCGGGGGAUGAUGACGUCGAUGUGAUCACUGAUUACUCUUGGAGGAAUUUCUUCUCGGCUAUCAACUUUGUGCACAUCUUGCAAAAGUUGACUAAGGGCCGGGUGCACCGAAUCCUAUUGCUUGUUCAAUACAAAAGCUCUGCCAUUUUAAAGCGUAUUUUGAGGGCUAACCAACCCACUUUACAACUAUACGUGUUGAAGGUCAUCAAAAGUCAAGUACCAUUUUGUGGAAGAAAGUGGCGACAGGCCAACAUGAAAGUGAUCACCGCUAUUUACCUGAACUGCCGGGCGAAUCUACGGGACGAGUGGCUCUUGGGAGUGGAUCUUGAUGGAGAAGUUGAAGACUCUUUUCCGCAAGAGCAAGCUUUACGAUCGCUUGUUAGCUUUUACAAUUGCAAGCAUUAUUCAGCCUUCGCUCCUCAUAUGUAUCGCCGUCCUUCGAGCCUAGUGGCUAAUCCGCCGGAGGGUCCUACCAACAAUGCACACGCGACGUGGCAUCAAGUGGAUCGCCAAGGUGGACUUAACGGAGCCCAGGCUUCACAAUCACCACAUGCAUCCACCGAAUCGGAUGUCUUCCCACCAGUGCGAUCGUUUUACGAUAACACCAGAUCCUCUGACCCAAGUACGACGAUCGAUGGUUUCUUGGAGGAUUACGAGGUUGAAAGUCUAUUCUAUCCCCACUACUCAGUCUCCAGUAACGGCUUGCUGGAACGAAGUGAUGAUGCUGCCACUUCUGCGUGGAACCGACUUGGCGAGCUGCUCGGCGACUUCGACGACAUCUCGGAUAGCGAAAGCAUAGCCUCAAUUGGCUAUCUUGGCGGCGAGUUUGGCUCAGAUGGUAGUGUGUCAUCACUGGAUGAUUUUAAAGAUGAAGAUAACCAGAGUCGUAGGGCAGAGUGGGAGCACUUGUCACCGGAGACGAUCACAGCACUUGAGGAAGAAAGGAAGACAUCAGAAAACCAACACGGAUCGCCCUCCCAAAUCCCUCGGCGUAAGAAGAGUAGCGAACCCAAGAGUCCCGCGCUACGACCGGUCGUCUUCGAUGGUCGCGACGAUGACGAGGUGACAGAACAAAUCGAGCGAGAGAGGAUUUCACAUAAUCUCGAUCUGACUGGCAGUCCCAGAGCUUCGUCCCAUCGCUCGCCGCAUUUCGGACCUCAAUCUCCGUUGAAUGCUUCGCAUCACAGUGGGCCAGCCGUCGAUGAAGUAGAACUCAUCUUUGGAGAGUAAACUUGUUUUUCCUUUUUGUUUUGCUUCCUUUCAUCCUGUCUAUGAUUGUAAAUGUAUGAUUGAAAGUAUAUAGAAAGCUCAUUGAUCAUUUGUGUCAUUUGACUGAACUCAGUCUCCCUGAUAUUCAAAGUCUCAAACUGAAAGUAGUGAUCCAGCUCUUACAUAGUCUCCAUAUCCCCGCUCACGUGUACUCAACUGAUUUACAUCAUUCAAAUCAUUCGAUGGUUAUUCUUAGCUCACUUUCUGCAUAGCCAUUACAUUUUUUAUUAUUUGGUAAAUUUGAUCCAUUGUGCCAGUAACUCAGAAUGACGACG